Megalobrama amblycephala (Wuchang bream) is the source of this 4724-nucleotide messenger RNA. RefSeq names its product 3-phosphoinositide dependent protein kinase 1a (gene pdpk1a). Bases 789 to 2405 code for a protein of 538 amino acids. Gene Ontology annotation, molecular function: protein serine/threonine kinase activity; ATP binding. Lineage: Eukaryota; Metazoa; Chordata; Actinopteri; Cypriniformes; Xenocyprididae. The record is from RefSeq and is a predicted model, not a curated record. The transcript has 13 exons. Gene Ontology annotation, biological process: peptidyl-serine phosphorylation; intracellular signal transduction.
AGUAAGAGACAUAAUUUACGUUAUAUUAAGCCAUACAAGUCUUAACAGCAGGGGUUUCCUUUAAGAAAUGAAUCAAGGCAUUUUCAACAUUCUUUUUUCUUUUCCGAUAAUUUGUUAUACUCAGAUGUACAAUAUGAAUCUGAUAUAGCAGUGGUCUUGGUCUUAUACUGCCUCCUAGAGGCAUGGAUGUAGCAUCAUGUCGAAGCAAAAGUUUACCAUUUCCAUAGAAAGGUGCUAUUUACAGUCAGUCAGUUAAUUCCUCAAAUGUUAGGGUUCAAUAGCAGGGGUGCUUGCUGAGAUAAAAUGAGUAGUAUUCAGCUGGUCAUGUGAUGUCAACAUGUCUGCCCCCAUGAGGCAACCCACUCCAUGUAAAAUAAAACUGGUUUUAUUAGGCUACUAAUCAUCUUUAUCUCAUUUGAGUGAACAUAACUUCCAUUCAGAGGUACCAUUCACCUCUUUAUAUUUUUAUUUAACUUUUCAAUAAGUAACAAAACCACACUUUUAAAUGAUCAGUCACCUCAAUAUUUUCAUUCAGGUAUACAUGUGGUUAGCAUGAAAAGUGCGGUUAGACUUAACCAAAAACAAUGUUUUUGUAGCUUCGGCAGGGUAAAUAUUUUGCGUUUUCUGCAGCGUAAACAAAGGCAGGUCUGAGUGAAUGAAUUUGAGUACUCGUAAUCCUGGGUGAAAACAAACACAGCCCUCCCCUCUGCGGAAGCUCUACUGUACUUUAUCAGCUGCUGGUUUACUGCCUCCAAGGUGGUUUUGUUCCUCAUUGCACAUGCACCCGCAUGUCUGAGUCAGUGUCAUGUUUGCUCUGUGUGUGUGUUUUGCUCGUUCAGUACGAUGCUGUCCCCAUCCAGCCUAGCGUGGUGUUGCGUUCCUGUGCUUCUUCAUCAAUGGUAAGGACUCAGCUGAACUCCAACCUUCCUCACUGUCUCAGUAUGGAGGUCCGUGGGGGUGAGGCAAGCGCCCAGCCAAAGACAUCUACCCUCAAGCCUCCACAAUCACGCAAGAAGGAGGAUUUCAGCUUUGGCAAAAUUUUAGGAGAGGGUUCCUUCUCGACGGUUGUGCUUGCAAAAGAACUUGCCACAGGAAAGGAAUAUGCAAUGAAGAUUCUAGAGAAGAAUCACAUCAGGAAAGAGAAUAAAGCACACUAUGUGUUCAGAGAGAAGGAUAUAUUGUCAAGCAUUGAUCAUCCCUUUUUCGUGAAGCUCUACUUCACGUUUCAAGAUUCGCAUAAACUUUAUUUCGCCCUCAGUUAUGCAAAGAAUGGAGAACUACUUAGAUACAUUCGCAAAAUAGGCUCAUUUGAUGAGACUUGCACAAGAUUCUACACUGCUGAGAUAGUUUGUGCACUCGAGUAUUUGCACUCAAUGGGAAUUAUUCACAGGGACCUUAAGCCAGAGAACAUCUUACUGAGCGAAGACAUGCACAUUCAUAUUACGGAUUUCGGGACAGCAAAACAGCUGUCGUCGGACAGCACUCAAACAAGAGCCAACUCUUUUGUUGGCACUGCACAGUAUGUUUCUCCAGAGCUACUGACGGAAAAAUCAGCUUGCAAAAGUUCCGACCUCUGGGCACUGGGUUGCAUAAUCUAUCAGCUGGUGGCUGGAUUACCUCCGUUUAGAGCUGGGAACGAGUACUUGAUUUUCCAAAAGAUUAUAAAGCUGGAAUAUGAAUUUCCUGAGAAGUUCUUCCCCAAAGCUAAAGAUCUGGUGCAGCGACUGUUGUCUUUGGACCCUAGAAAGCGGCUAGGAUGUGAGGAAAUGGGUGGGUUCAAUCCACUGAAAGGCCACAUGUUCUUUGAGACAAUCUCAUGGGAGAACUUGCCGGUUCAGACCCCACCCAAGCUGACCCCUUACCUACCAGCCAUGGCUGAAGAUGAUGAAGACUACUAUGGCAAUUAUGAAGACCUCCUCAGUCACUUCAGCAGCUUGCAGGUGGCUCCAUCCAGCUCAUCUCAGAUCGUCCCACUGAGAUCCUGCAGCAACAUUGAGCAGUACAUCCAUGACCUGGACAGCAACUCCUUUGAGCUGGACCUGCAGUUCUCCAGUGAGGAGAAACGACUUCUGCUGCUGAAGCAAACAAGUGGCAACCCUUGGCACCAGUUUGUUGAAAAUAACUUAAUAUAUAAAAUGGGACCAGUUGACAAAAGAAAGGGACUGUUUGCUCGACGCCGUCAGCUGUUACUGACUGAAGGACCACAUCUAUAUUACGUGGAUCCUGUGAAUAAAGUGCUGAAGGGGGAAAUUCCAUGGUCUCCAGAGCUGCGUCCCGAGGCCAAGAAUUUCAAGACAUUUUUUGUCCACACGCCAAACAGGACAUAUUAUCUAAUGGAUCCCAGUGGAAAUGCAGACAAAUGGUGUAAGAAGAUUCAAGAGGUCUGGGGAACAGUUUAUCACUAACAUCAGACUACUGGCAUGACGGGGCAUCAGAGGACUACUGAAGUCAAGGCAAGUCUAAGAGGUCUGAGCCCUGCACCAUUCAACUACCAAACAGGACGUUCUGUUCAUUUAUGGGACUAGUGCAUCAAUAUUCCUUCUUGAAGAGAAAAUAUGUUUUGCUUGCAGUGUUUUUGUCAUGUUCAGCAGAUGUAACAUAAAAUCAAAGAUAGGUAAAACUUGUACACUAUACAUGUGUAUAUACAUAGGAAAAUAUCCUCAGAAGCUUGGGGGGAAAAAACACUCAUAAUCUGUUGCUUUUUAAAAUAAUAAGAGAGUUUUAGGAUAGCUAUAGAGGACACUUAAAUGAUCCUACAGGUCAAGUAAAUAUUAAAUUGAUACACAAAUCGUUAAUAUAUUUAUAUUUAUUCUCUCAGUCAUCUUGUUCACAUGUGUAUCAUAUUACAUGAAAUUAUUAUCAUCAGAAGAAGAAUCACUGUUGAGCCGUUAUAUAUUUAGUAAGAAAUGGCAAUGGAUUUUUGUGGGUUCAUGUGUGAAACUUGCACCUGGUUCCUUAAAUCUGCUGUUUAUAUUUGUUUUUAUAUUAUAUUUUAUUUAUAAACAUUGGUUGAGAUUGAAAAUAAGUACUUGAUAAGGUACGCUACACAGUAUACACUGCAAGUGAGUGGCACAAUGUGUUGCAACAAAAGUGGAUGGCUGUCGACAGUCACGUUGUGUCGUACCAUGUCCGUCUCUUGCAAUGUAGAUAUGGUGUAAUAACUACGGGAAUUGAGCUGUGCAAAUGUAAAUAAGGGCCGUGUUUGGAGAUGCAGUUUUUGACCGCUUUAUUGUACGUUGAAUAGGAUGGUGGUCCAGCACAGGCUAACGAAAAUGCUGUAACCAAGUGAGAUUCAAGCUCAGAAGUGUGUUUUUCCUCUUCUGUUGCGUUUCCUCCUUGCAUUUUUUAUGAGGAUUUGUUCAACUGUGUAUUUAUAAUUCGACUGGGUUUGUCACCGAAUAUAACUGUGAUGUACAGAUGAUGUAUUAUUCAGAAAGUAACACAGUGUUACUGGAUUUGCACCUUGUAUAAUUUUAUUCUUAUAUAAGAUUAUUUGCUGGCAAUGGCGCAGCCUGUAGUACCUUGUAUUAUUUAAAUUCUAAUAUUCAGGGGCCAUGUGUUGUAAAUAUUGAAUAUUGCCUUUGAAUGUGAAUGAUUGCUGUAAUACUUUGCAAGAUUUUUAUGUGUCCUAAUCAGGUCACUUAAAUUAUAUAAGAUCCAAUGUUUAUGCCCUUUGGUUUCUGCAUACAUUUAUGGAAGCUUGAUUCCGGCAGGGAAUAAUAAAAUAAAAAAGGUAAUUGCAACUUUUUAUCUCACAAUUCUGACUUGUUUUUCUCACAAUUGUGAGAUAGAAACUCAUAACUAAGAGUUCUAAAGUCUGAAUUGCAGGAUAUUAACUUGAGUUAUAUCUCGCAUUUCUGACAUAAACUCGUAAUUGCUAGUUAUGAAGUCCAAGUUGUAAGUUCCAAGUUCCUCAAAAACUCGCAAUUCUGACUUUAUAUCUUGCUAUUCUGACUUAACUCGUAAUUGUGAGAAAAAAAAUGACUUAAAUCGUAAUUGCAAGAUUAUAUCUUGCAAUUCUGACUUUAUAACCUACAAUUGAAUGUUUAUAUCUUGCUAUUCUGACUUAACUCGUAAUUGUGAGAAAAAUUACUUAAAUAGCAAUUGCGAGUUUAUAUCUCACAAUUCUGACUUAAUAACCUGCAAUUGAACGUUUAUAUUGCAAUUCUGACUUAACUUGUAAAUGUGAGAAAAAAAUUACUUAAAUCGCAAUUGCAAGUUCAUAUCUGUCAAUUCUGACUAUAACUUACAAUUGAACAUUUAUAUCUCACAAUUCUGACUUUAUAACUCGCAGUUGUGAGUUUAUAUCUUGCUAUUCUGACUUAUAACUCGUAAUUGUGAGAAAAAAAUGACUUAAAUCGUAAUUGCAAGAUUAUAUCUUGCAAUUCUGACUUUAUAACCUACAAUUGAAUGUUUAUAUCUUGCUAUUCUGACUUAACUCGUAAUUGUGAGAAAAAUUACUUAAAUAGCAAUUGCGAGUUUAUAUCUCACAAUUCUGACUUAAUAACCUACAAUUGAACGUUUAUAUCGCAAUUCUGACUUAACUUGUAAAUGUGAGAAAAAAAUGACUUAAAUCGCAAUUGCAAGUUCAUAUCUGUCAGUUCUGACUUUAUAACUCACAGUUCGAGUUUAUAUUUUGCUAUUCUGAUUUAACUCGUAAUUGUGAGAAAAAAUUUGUACUUAAAUCGCAAUUGCGAGUUUAUCUUGCAAUUCUGACUAACUUA